AUGCAAGCUAAAAUCAUCAUUUUCUUUGGUCUCGUCGCUCUCUCACAAGCUGGAGCUCCAUGGCAAGCACAACCAGCUGCAUGGAAACCAGCACCUGAAGAACCAGCCAACUAUGAAUUCAACUACAACGUCAAUGAUCCAAGCACUGGAGAUGUCAAAUUCCAACAAGAACAUGCACAAAAUGGUGCCAUCAAGGGAGUGUACAAGUUGAACGAUGCUGAUGGUUUCCUCAGAAUUGUUGAAUACACCGCUGAUGACGUCAACGGUUUCAAAGCUAAUGUUCGUCCUAAAAUCAUCAUUUUCUUUGGUCUCGUCGCUCUCUCACAAGCUGGAGCUCCAUGGCAAGCACAACCAGCUGCAUGGAAACCAGCACCUGAAGAACCAGCCAACUAUGAAUUCAACUACAACGUCAAUGAACCAAGCACUGGAGAUGUCAAAUUCCAACAAGAAAACGCCCAAAAUGGAGUCAUCAAGGGAGUCUACAAGUUGAACGAUGCUGAUGGUUUCCUCAGAAUUGUUGAAUACCCCGCUGAUGACGUCAACGGUUUCAAAGCUAAUGUUCGUCGUAUAAAAGCUUUUAGUUUCAGGACAUUCAAUAUCAGUUUUCAAUUGAAUCUUUACAAAACCACAUCUCAAAAAAACACAAUGCAAGCUAAAAUCAUCAUUUUCUUUGGUCUCGUCGCUCUCUCACAAGCUGGAGCUCCAUGGCAAGCACAACCAGCUGCAUGGAAACCAGCACCUGAAGAACCAGCCAACUAUGAAUUCAACUACAACGUCAAUGAACCAAGCACUGGAGAUGUCAAAUUCCAACAAGAACAUGCUGACAAUGGUGCCAUCAAGGGAGUGUACAAGUUGAAUGAUGCUGAUGGUUUCCUCAGAAUUGUUGAAUACACCGCUGAUGACGUCAACGGUUUCAAAGCUAAUGUUCGUCGUGAACCACUCCAGAAAGCUGGAUGGGAAGCUAAACCAGCAGCUCCAUGGGCACCUAAACCAGCAGCCGGAUGGGCCUAA
Messenger RNA from Clunio marinus, 1011 nucleotides. The record is from the annotation of a GenBank genome assembly. Lineage: Eukaryota; Metazoa; Arthropoda; Insecta; Diptera; Chironomidae.